AUGGAGCAGAGUGCUCACCUUCUGGCCCCAACACUGGCAAGGCCCAAGCUCACCACCAAGGCCGACGAGCUCCCCGAAGCUGUCGUCGUCCAGGAUGCGGGUGACGCCAUGGCCGGCUUCGUGGGCCUCCUCCGCCAGCUCGGGGACCUCGCACAGCUCGCCGCGGAGGUGUUCGACGGCCUGCAUGACCAGGCCACGGCGGUGCCUGCACGGGCGUGCGGCCUCGCGCUGGGGGCGCGGCGGCUCGAGGCGGAGCUGCCACUCAUCGAGGAGCGGCUCCGCCGUCGUUGGAAUGGACAGGCUUGUCGAUGCCACGGGCCUCCGCAGCUGUCAAUGCUGGACAAGUAUGAUGCUGGUGGCGAGGGAGCGUGCUUGAAGAGAUACACCGACCCCUCCUUCUUCAGAGCCCACUCUGCACAGCAUGAAUCAGACCUUCAGAGUUCAGACAACCAUUCCAAACCCCCUGCCAAGGAAGCCCACCAUAACAAAUACUCCAAAUUUAAAACAGGCGCAUUGUCCGAUAUGCUCCAACAACUUAAAUAUCGUCACAUGAUCAGAAGAAAGAGGCGUCAAAAGCACAACUUUCAGAAUCAGGGUUCGUCACAAGAUGAAGCAUCUGAACCACACGUUUUGUCUUCAGCUGAUUCGCCUGAAGCAUCAAACUCCGAAGCGCCAUGCCCUGCAGUACCAGCGAACAAGGAGAGGAGCAGUGACCUCGUUGACAGGACCAGUUCGUUCGGGGCAUGGCUCUCUCCAAGUGUAGCCUGUUGUACUGAUGCGUGUGAAAACACACCAGACAAUACUGAUGGAUCUUCCAGCCAUGGCACAAACAAGGCCGACGAGAAUGCCAACAAUGCGACAAAUUCUCGUAGCCCCCUUGUCGACUUCAUCGCCUCAAGGGUCGAAAGCUCGCCGAGCAAGCUAUCUGUCAAGAAGCACAGUGACCCGUUAACAAAAUCCUUCCGGAACAUGGCUAAGAAGCUGCUGCUUGAGUAUGAAUCAGCAGAGAAUUUUCGUAACAGCAAUCUAGUGCAUUCUGAAGACGUACCAGAUCCAGAUGAAGUAGCAUUUUACAGCAAAACCACCAAGGACACUCACCAAGACGCGGCGACCUCGGAGCAAUCCGACGAUCCUUGUGAAUAACCUUGUCCACCAGCUAGCAUCGAUGGAGAAGCAAGCGGCGGUAUCACCGGUCAGAACCCGAAAAGGGACCAAUCAGUGUAUCUUGGCUACCAAUCCGGUAUUCAGCUGCGAUGCUUCUGUGCAUGGUUUUCACCUUCAGUUUCAGAAAAAAAAAUCAGCACCAACCAAAAUUCAACUGUGAUCCUUAUGUUUUCGGUUUGCAUUUCAGCCAAAGGGCUGAAAUAUUCACUUGAAUUCAAUUCAAUAUUUGAAUUUUUUAAAGCAUUUAAAAAAUAUCUGAA
Messenger RNA from Triticum aestivum (bread wheat), 1424 nucleotides. RefSeq names its product scar-like domain-containing protein WAVE 5. The record is from RefSeq and is a predicted model, not a curated record. Bases 1 to 1143 code for a protein of 380 amino acids. The transcript is spliced from 5 exons. Lineage: Eukaryota; Viridiplantae; Streptophyta; Magnoliopsida; Poales; Poaceae. Gene Ontology annotation, biological process: positive regulation of Arp2/3 complex-mediated actin nucleation; actin cytoskeleton organization. Gene Ontology annotation, molecular function: Arp2/3 complex binding; protein kinase A regulatory subunit binding. Gene Ontology annotation, cellular component: cytoskeleton.